UAAUAGCUAAGAAGUCCUCUGAUCUUCCAUGCUCUGGCUCUAGCCACCUGCCUCUGCAGGGCCAGAGGCGUGGGAAGGGGGAAGUCCCUUCAGAAAUUAGAUGGGCCCCUUCCUGUUUCUUGGACCAAGACAGUGUGGCGGCACUGCCAGAUCCCAGUACGCCGCUGAUUUGUUUCUAAGUUAGCUUUCUGGAGCGAUAUUUCAAAUUACUAAAGCGAGUGGUAGGAGGCCUUGACUGUUAUGUCUCUUCCGAAAACGUCCUCCACAUUGCUAACUUCCUUGUCAACACCUGAGGGCAAGAAGUUAAAAGUCUCUGCAUCCAAGGAGGAGACAGUACUUCCUGAACUAAAGGAGAAAAAAACCAUGGUGGAUCGUUCAAAACCCCUUCCUACAUCCCUUCAGAAUGAGUUCAUCCCAGAGGAAGUUCUUCUUUCUCUGACCUAUGCAGCCAAUGCUGGUCCUUGUCCUGAAAACUUACUGCCCCCUAAGAAAAUUAAAACCCCAAAGGGUACACUUCCGCGUCCGGCUAACCAAGUCUGGUAUCACCCUAUUAGAAGAAAUAAGUUCAGAUACCUGAUUGACCAUCCUGUUUCCUUAACUGGUGCUGGAAGGGAUAUUUCUUUUCUGUACGAUGUUAAAUAUGUUAAAGGAGAGGCCAGGGAGAGUUCGCUUUGUCCCCCACGUUUGGAACGUUCAUUACAGUCACAUGAUGGUGUCAUUGUGUCUCAUAAGCCAAAGAAACUAACAGAUACUUUGCUUCCUGAAGAAUUUCAUAUUGUGUCAAAUACAGGAGUUUCAGGUUUGGAGUGUUAUGAUGACAAAUAUACUACUCUCCUCACAGAUAGUGAAAACAGGCUAUUGCUCUUCCCAUCCAUGAAACCUAAUAAAAGAGUAGAAGUGGUCCAGCUUAAUGAUGUGAUGGAUGCUAUGCUAGAGAGGGCUGGUGUGGAAAAUCAGGAAUAUACAGGGCCAACCAAGAUGCACAAACUACUGCAUAUAUUGAGGAAGGAACAGACCAUUUACAAUACAGUAUUUCAUGAACUUAUUCGACAAGUCAGUGUGGAUUGUGCAGAUAGAGGAGAACUACUGUCCAAAAUCAGAGAGCGGUAUGUACAAAUGCUUGACCAAAUUGCACGGCAGAUGAUUGAUUUCUACAAAGACUUGGUAACUCAGCGAAUGAUGGACCAGCGCAUUUUAGAAGAACUGUACAAUUUUAAGAAUGUUAUUGAAGAACUGACCAGGGAGCUGUGUCUGGUUCGGGCUCAUGAUAUGAAAUUAACAAAGGAAGCAGGGAAAGCCCACAAGGAUUUGGCACAAGCUCUUUUAGAUGCUGAAAAGAAUGCUAGGAUUGUAGAAGAAUACCAUGACUUAUACACACUGCAAAGAGGAAGGAUGGAGAGUGAUAUUAAACAGUUAAUGGCAGAGAGAGAUCUCUGGAGCUCAGCCACAUAUGAAUUGGCCCUAAAGGUAAUUGAAAAAAAUGGAGUCAUAUUGGCUAAAAGACUUUACCUCAAUGAAAAAGGUUGGAAUAAAUAUGCUAAGCAUUUCAUCAUACUGCUGUCAACCAAGGACACUGCAGACCUUGCACUAUUGCAGAAGUUGACACAGAAAUGGCGAAGCUCAAUGAAUAGAUUUAAAAAGGAAGUGGAACAAAAUGAAGAGUCCACAAGGGAGAAAUUACAAACUAUUAAGGAUGGUCUUAUCACAUGGCAGGAGUUCUUCAGAAAUGAUGGAAAAGACAUUUCAUCUCCUAGUAAAGAAAAUAUAUUCGAAUCCGUCAUUUCAGAUUUCAAGCAGUGGCAAAAGAUGUUGAAUGAAGAUAAAGACAAGUAUACUGGGGAUUUUCUAGUGUCAAAAUAUGAUUCUCUGAAGAUUAUUAAACAUUUACAAGAAAACUGGACAGAUGUUGGGUUUGGGAUAUUGAAUCGCCAUAAAAGUAUGGAGGGGGAGAUGCCACCAGAGCAAGAGCACAUGAAGGAAAUUGUGAAAACCAUAGGAAGACUCUACAAAGAAUUUGAGAUAAGAAUAAGUGGGGAUAAUGGUAUCUCUAAGAUUAUUCCAAGUUUGGUUAGUUCUCUAGAAUUCUGUUCUUUCAAGUUGGCAAAUGUCCUGGAGUUUCCUGAAAUGCUUCAUGAAGAAUGGGAAGGAGUUAAUGAGAAAGUUAAUGAAAUGAAAUCUCAGUUGGAUGCAUCAAUAAACAUUAUUGGUACCGUUCCUCAGUAUAUGGAUGUGGAUUCUGGCUCGGUACUCCAAGCACAAAUAUUUAACAUGAUUCAACAAUGGCUUUUGAAGAUAAGCAAUGAGAUUAACAAUGGUAACAUUGAACUUCAACGCCAUAUGGAUGAAUUGCAUAUAUCUAUGAUCCAGUGGAUGGUAAGCUUGCUGAUUUUAAUGGUGCCUGACUGUACUGACCAAAACACUCUCCCAAAUUUGAGGAAGGAAAGUGCUGAGAAACAUGAUCUAGGAGAUGCAAAGUUAGAGCUAGAUGCGAUUGCACUGACCAGAAAGUUGGCGCAAUAUUCCAGCUAUUUGAGCAGUUGUUGCAAAGGGCUGGUAACAGCUAUGGCUCUGAAUAAGGCGGGUCACUUAGAAAAACAUCCUGCUAAGGAACUUCGGGAGCUGGAUGAGAUGAAGAGAGAAUGUUAUGAGUGGAUCACCACAUGUUCUCACCUCCUUUCUGGGAUCAAAGGCAGAAAAAUAAAGUUACUGACGAAGGAAGAAAAAGAACACCUAUUUGGAGAAGAGGUAUUUGCCGAUUUUAUAAAAGAAUUAAUUGAACCUGACAUAGACAGGCCUUUUAGAGAGGAGGAAGAAGAAAGUAUGGAGGAUAAUUUUAAGAUGCAAAAGGAAGAAGAGGAGAAGCCUUCAACAUCCAAGGAGGAGGAAAAACUCAUUCGAGUAAUUGAAAAAGAUGAAAAUAUUCAUUCCAAACCUCUAUUUGAAGCAAAUAUAUUCUCUUCCUGGAGAGAAUCAGCGAGUCAAGGUACAUUGGCCGCAAAGUAUCUUGAAGCAAUGGCUAUAACUGAACGCACACAGGAGAAGUUAUUAGAGGUUGAAAGCAGAGCCAGACAAGCAGAGGAGAAGUUUGAGGAUGUAAAUGAGAAACUUCAUUAUACCCUUAUAAGAAAUAAAGAACUGGAGAGAGAAUUAGAGGCUAUUUUGAUGAAGUCUAGAGAGAAGGAGUUUGAAGGAAGAGAAGAAGAAGAAAAUGAAGGAGAAAGAGAAGAUGGAGAAGAUGAAGGAGAUGACAAUAACGAAGAAAUCAGACCAGUAGAACAUUCCCCAAAAUCUCUAAAGAAAGAGGUACAGUGCAAGGAAGGUCCUCUCAACGCUAAACCCAGAUCCCGGACUAAAUCCAAGACCAAGUCCAAGUAGCAUCCUUAGGGUGCUGGGCUUCAGCUGGGCUCCCCUCACUGAUCUCUGUGUGCUACUUAGCUGACCCUGUGGCUCAACUGUAGAGACUCCCUGUGCAACAGCUACUAGAAAAGUCAUGACAUACAACCCAAGAACAUUUUCUUUUUAAAAGUCACAGUGAAAGCUGUAGGGAAUAUAAGUGCAUUAGUUCAUCUCCCAGAUUAAAAAUAGCUUGUGC
Molecule: messenger RNA, 3592 nt
Organism: Callorhinus ursinus (northern fur seal)
Lineage: Eukaryota; Metazoa; Chordata; Mammalia; Carnivora; Otariidae
Source: RefSeq, a predicted model, not a curated record